Molecule: messenger RNA, 2433 nt
Organism: Oncorhynchus tshawytscha (Chinook salmon)
Lineage: Eukaryota; Metazoa; Chordata; Actinopteri; Salmoniformes; Salmonidae
Product: tumor necrosis factor receptor superfamily member 19
Exons: 10
Coding region: 552-1742 (396 amino acids)
Biological process (GO): positive regulation of canonical NF-kappaB signal transduction; positive regulation of JNK cascade
Cellular component (GO): plasma membrane
Molecular function (GO): signaling receptor activity; protein binding
Source: RefSeq, a predicted model, not a curated record
GCUUGGCAUCAAACAGCGAGCCCUCAGAUAAACCAAACAAACAGACCGGGGAUCGCACAGAGGGAGGCGGCCCUGGAAGUGGAAUAACAACACAACCAGAUCUCGACGCCUUGCACUUUACAAACUCUUUGCAUUUCCACUUUAAUGAUCCCUCUGUCUUGCAUGCAAUUGUAUCGAAUUGUGAGGUUAUUGUCAUGCGAUCAUAAUGACCUGUUUGUACCUCUAGUGUCCGCCCUGUGAUUGCGCUUUGAUGUAGGCCUAGAGGCCGAUCAGAGAUCAGAUUACAUGUUUUAGAUCGCAGCCAUCCCCUGCCUUUGAUCUCCACGCUGAUUUUGUCUUCAAUCCGGGGAUUCCUCUGGACUGGAGCAGCGCAGCCGGGCAGAGAGCACAUCGCAUGGCUGGAAUGGUCUGGAGCCCUAUGCAGAACGCAUAGGAGUGGAUAUCUGUCUCAAACUACAGCCAGGGAAGGGAUAACUAAAGGAAGGGAUAACUAAAGAACCGAUCAGACUACAGCAGCACAUACCAGACUCAUUCCACAGUAGCCCCUCAAAAUGGCCUGGAUGUUUGGUCAAACCUGGUUACUUCUACUGACAUUUCAUGUAAUAUACUCAUCUCUGGUUCCUGUAACGGCGGAGGAGGAGACCAGUGAAUGCAGAGAACAGGAGUACAAGGAUCAGCUUGGGAACUGUAAACCCUGCAAGCAGUGCGACGCGGGACAGGAGCUAUCAAAGGAAUGUGGCUUUGGUUACGGAGAGGAUGCCCGGUGUGUGCCCUGCAGAAGCAGCCGCUUCAAAGAAGAUAGGAGCCUGCAGAAGUGCAAGCCCUGCCUGGACUGUGGCCUGAACAACCGCUUCCAGAAGGGCAACUGUUCCACCACCAGAAAUGCUGUGUGCGGAGACUGUCUGCCCGGGUUUUACAGGAAAACUAAGCUGAGCGGAUUCCAAGAUAUGGAGUGCAUACCAUGUGGGGACCCUCCACCUCCAUAUGAACCACACUGCAGCGGGCGGGUGAACCUGGUUCCCAUCCCCCCGGUGGUGACCAGCCCUCGGGACAUGGCUCUGGCAGCAGUCAUCUGUAGCGCUCUGGCCACCGUGCUGCUGGCCCUGCUCAUCCUCUGUGUCAUCUACUUCAAGAGACAGCUGCUGGAGAAGAAGCCCAGCGCAUCUCUAAGGUCCCAGGAUGGUCCGUACAGUGGAGCAGAGUUGUCCUGCCUGGACCGACGGAAGCUCCAUGACUUCCCUCAGCGCCCAUGCUGCCAAUGUCACCAUGGGCCAGGCCACACCUGUGGUAGGUCCAAUUACUGGUGGGCUUCUACAAGCACAUCAAGUGGCCCAGUGCACUUGAUCCCCUCCCUGUGCUGUGAUGAAAUCUGCAGUCUGGGCCGGAGCAGAGACACCAGCCCCUUCCAGUCCCAGAUCAGCCUCAACGAGGGAUGCAGCAUAAACCCUUGUGAGGAGAACGUCCUGGCCUAUCUGAAAGCCCAUCCAGAGCCCUGCAUCUCCAGAGAGGCUGGCGAGACAUGGCCACUCAUGCAGAACCCCGACUGUGUCGAGAGCUUGGGAUCGCCCCGCUGCAACCCAGAACCCACAGAGAGGUGCGAGGAGGGCGAGGAGAAAGAGGAAGAGGGGUGCACGUUAAGUGAGGACACACAGGAGAAACCAACUGAUCAGAGCCAGGAGAAGACUGGUGCCUUGACAGAGGUCCUCCUUCCAAAGCAGCAGCCAUCUUCACUGGAAGGAUGACAUGGAUUUAGUUGGCUCACGUUCCACCCUUGAACCAGCCUGGACCGGAAAACAGUCCAGAAUGAUCCCGUUUCAGAUUACAUUAGCCCACACACCAAUUUCAAAAUAGUGUGUGGCACACAAUCUCUUUCAAGCGGCUUGUGACCCACGGCCUUCCGUCACGCAUCUGAAGCGACUAUGUAAAUAAAUGCAAACAAAAGCACAUCACUGUAAAAUAAAGCACAAGAACAGAGACUGAAAAGAAAUCUAUGCACAACGCGAUGUUGCCGGGCCAGAGGCUGAUAUAAUGAAGUUCAAAUGAUGACAAAAUGACUGUUGACUGAUACAAAGUAAAUAGAAGCCAUCCCCUUUGUUUCUGAUGUCUGCUUAAGAAUGUCUUACAUCUACUUAUGUAGGUGACUAGCAGCAACAGUAUCACAGAUCUGGCAGUGUGACUAUUGGUGUGUCUUAAUAACUGACAACGUCUCCUUAAAGGGCCUAAGAGAAGCACGUCAAAACGGACGUCUGUGAUUUCUGGUGCACAUUGAAGACAGUCUAGAUAAUACUGAAUAAGACCUUUUAAGGAUUGGACCCUUUUUUUCCCAAAUUUAGCCUAAAAUGACAUACCCAAAUCUAACUGCCUGUAUCUCAGGCCCUGAAGCAAGGAUAUGCAUUUUCUUGGUACCAUUUGAAAGGAAACACUUUGGAGUUU